Frieseomelitta varia is the source of this 1754-nucleotide messenger RNA. RefSeq lists its product as uncharacterized. The record is from RefSeq and is a predicted model, not a curated record. The transcript has 3 exons. Lineage: Eukaryota; Metazoa; Arthropoda; Insecta; Hymenoptera; Apidae. Bases 379 to 1521 code for a protein of 380 amino acids.
AAGAAACUUUUGGCCCAUUCUAUGUAUACGUACGAAACAAUGAUAUUACAUCAAAGUAACAUCAGAUGGUAAAAUAAAUCUGAUACGAAUAAACGAUAAAUCAUGUUUUCUCUUCUCCGUUUAACUUGAUAAUUGUUGUUUAUACAUGCGUAGGUAAUCGGCGAAGAAUUAAAUACGUGCUUUCCUCUUGGUUUCUUAAAUGCACAUGUACACGUAAAGUCAUAUCUAAAUCAAAGAUAUUCCAAUUAAUCAUCCGAACUUUUGAAGUUUGCGCACGGUGUGCGUGCGAUUUGCUAAAAUAAGAGACGAAUUCCCUGAAUAUAUGAAGCUGUCCUCAUCAGCUAAAACCAAUAUGUGCUGUUUAACUGGAAGAAAGAAAUGGAGCACAGGUGCUUGAGGAUCUUCUUGCUUCUCGCGGUGUUAGACACCACGGCGUUCAUCGCUGCCAGUGAAAAUCAAACUGAUCUAACGAGAAUAAUUAAAGAAGGAGCAAAUAACCCUUUAUUUGAAUUACGCCACCAUGAUCUAUCCAGCGUCUUGCAACCCUUGCAAUUGUUCGCAACGCCGGCAGAGAAGGAAGGGAACAAAGAAGAUGAAACGAUGAACGUUGCAAGUAAGUCGAGCUUGUUGUCAAAACGCGAGGCGGAAGACGUGAGUUGGAAGGUCUCGGAAACUGAAAGCGUGUCGGAGACGGAAGUUGAGACAACCUCGUCUGAGAACGAUUCCUGCGAGACAAUUGCUUUGAACUAUGGCCACAGACACAAGGUCGGAACUAUGGUUCACGAAUACUUCUGCGAAAUGAACAAGAUCGUUGGUUACGCCGUAUCGAUCGCGCAAGACUUGAAGCCCGGAUCUCCCUUGGUCGUCGCACUGAACGUCACCGAGGAUGUGUUCUCGUUCACCGAACUCGCGCUCGACGGUGAUCUCUCCCGGCUUGUAGAAACCGUUGUGAUACGUUUCGAGGAGUUUCUCAAACACCCUGAGAACUUGAAAAAGUUAAUGACCAUCGUGAAGAAGGACCUUCGCCUAGUGAUGCCCAUCGUGAGGAGCGUAAUUAAACUGACAAAGAGUAUCAAAAAGUUCGAGGAUCACGUCAGGCAUCUCUUCGCGUACUUUCAAGCUGACUUCAGGCAUAUGUUGAAAAAAUUCGAGAGCAACGUUGUUAUUUUUAGCAAGAAGGCGUUGAGUCUGUUUUACGGGUACGUGUUGAAUCCCGUGGAGGAGAUAGCGGGUUUGGUCUUCGAAGCGGUCACGUGGGUGGAGACGAUGGCCGACAAUUUGAUAAGUUACACUCGCCGGAAGUUGUAUCGGCAUUUAGCGUUCUUCGAGGAGGGUAUCGACAUAUUGCAGGCAUUUUUCAGCGGAUUCUCUGCCUCUGGAUUCUCGCAAACUUUCAUUGAAAUACUGCAGCUUCUUGGAAUGUCCGAGACUGUUACAACAUCCGAAGAGAGUUCAACAAACGUUACGAUGAGCGAAUCGUCUUCGCAAAGCAUCGCUUCAGGAUUGGUUCUGGAUGAGUAGAAUCGAUGCUCAUCAUUAUCUAAACCAGACCUUUAACCUGUUAGAAUAAUUUUCAUAGAUGACAUCGCAACUGAUUCGUGUAUACACUAUACACUCAAAAUCCAAUUGCUCUCUUACAACUGUUAAAACUUUUAGAAUGUAAUAAUUUAUUGUACUUAACAUAGUGUGUAAUAAUUAAACUGUACUAACAUUGUUUAUUCAUAUGCACGCAAUAUACGUAUACGCAAUAAAAA